Messenger RNA from Lemur catta (Ring-tailed lemur), 1071 nucleotides. RefSeq names its product olfactory receptor 6B1. Gene Ontology annotation, cellular component: membrane. Gene Ontology annotation, molecular function: olfactory receptor activity; G protein-coupled receptor activity. Bases 103 to 1038 code for a protein of 311 amino acids. NCBI's taxonomy places the organism in Eukaryota, Metazoa, Chordata, Mammalia, Primates, Lemuridae. Gene Ontology annotation, biological process: G protein-coupled receptor signaling pathway. The record is from RefSeq and is a predicted model, not a curated record. The transcript is spliced from 3 exons.
CAGAAGACCAGCCAGCAGUCAUAAUCAGUGAAGAAUUUCUUUUCACGUACCACCCCAUCAGAGGCUGCCACGCCAAGGAUAACUAAGCUCUGGGUCUCCAGUAUGGAAGUGGAGAACCAGACACAGGUCACCAAGUUCAUUCUGGUGGGAUUCCCCGGGAACUUGAGUAUGCGUGCAGCUGUGUUCCUGAUGUUCCUUGUGGCCUACUUUCUGACAGUGGCUGAAAACGUGAUCAUCAUCCUAUUGGUGCAGCAGAAUCGGCCACUGCACAAGCCCAUGUACUUCUUCCUGGCCAACCUGUCCUUCUUGGAGACCUGGUACAUCUCUGUGACUGUGCCCAAGUUGUUGUUUAGUUUCUGGUCUGCGAGCAACAGCAUCUCCUUCACUCACUGUAUGAUACAACUUUACUUCUUCAUUGCACUUAUGUGCACAGAAUGUGUGCUCCUGGCAGCCAUGGCCUACGACCGUUAUGUGGCCAUCUGCCGCCCACUCCACUACCCUACCAUUAUGAGCCACGGGCUCUGCUUUCGCUUGGCUAUGGGUUCCUGGGUCAUUGGGUUUGGCAUCUCCUUGGCAAAGAUCUACUUCAUCUCCCGCCUCAGCUUCUGUGGCCCCAAUGUCAUCAAUCACUUCUUCUGUGACAUCUCUCCAGUCCUUAACCUCUCCUGCACAGACAUGUCCAUAGCGGAGUUGGUGGACUUUAUCCUGGCCUUGGUCAUCUUCCUCUUCCCACUGUCGAUCACUGCCCUGUCCUAUGGAUGCAUUCUGGCCACCGUCUUAUGCAUGCCCACAGGAAAGCAGAAAGCAUUCUCCACUUGUGCCUCCCAUCUUGUGGUGGUCACCAUUUUCUAUUCAGCCACUAUUUUCAUGUAUGCCCGACCUCGAGCCAUCCACGCCUUCAACACGAACAAAAUCAUUUCCAUCUUCUAUGCCAUUGUCACCCCUGCUCUCAACCCUUUCAUUUACUGCCUAAGAAACCGAGAGGUCAAAGAAGCUCUGAAGAAACUGGCCUACUGCCAGGCCAUCAGAUCUGACUAAUCUAUUGAGAUUAAUUAGAAAGGACUGAUUGAG